GCUGGCGCCUCCUUCCUCACAGCUCCAGGCUGAGGAAGUCCAAGUUGCUGAGCCUCCCUGGCCUGCGAGCGUCUGUUCCGGAGCCUCUGUAGAGCUGCAGCAGCCCCGGGCACAGACAUGGAGUCAGUGACCUUUGAGGAUGUGGCAGUCAACUUCACCCUGGAGGAGUGGACUUUGCUGAAUCCUUCACAGGAAAAUCUUUACAGAGCUGUGAUGAGAGAAACCAUCAGGAACCUGCAUGAUAUAGGACAGAAAUUGGGAGAACAGAACACUGAAAAUUCAUACAAAAAUCCUGGGGGAAAUCUAAGAUAUCAAGUGGUAGAGAAGCUCUGUGAAUAUGAAGAAGAUAGUCAAUGGGAAGAGAUUUUUAGUGAGAUUCCAGAUCCUGUGGUGAGACAGAAAACUGGAGAAAAGCCCUGUGAAAGCUAUAUAUGUGGAGAAGACAUUACUGGUCAUUCAUUUCUAAAUGUGUCCCUCAGAGGUCAGACUAGAUGCAAAACACAUGAGUAUAAAGAACACGGAGCGAAGCCAUGUACAUGUAACAACUGUGGAGUGGCUUUUGGUUCUCCUCAAAGCUUUCUGAAUCAUGAACAGAUUUAUACACAAGAGAAACCCUAUGUCUGUAAACAGUGUGAUAAAGCCUUUAGGUAUCUCAGUUCUCUUCAAAAUCAUAAAAGAAUCCAUAUGAGAGAAAGAAAUCAUGUGUGUAAACAAUGUGGGAAAUCUUUUAAGAGACAGAGUAAUGUUCAAGUCCAUGAGAGAAAUCACACAGGAGAGAAACCCUAUAUGUGUAAGCAAUGUGGGAAAGCCUAUACUUCCUACAGUACACUUCAAGCACAUGAAAGAAGUCACACAGGAGAGAAACCCUUUGUGUGUAAGCAAUGUGGGAAAGCCUAUACUUCCUACAGUACACUUCAAGCACAUGAAAGAAGUCACACUGGAGAGAAACCCUUUGUGUGUAAGCAAUGUGGGAAAGCCUAUACUUCUUACGGUACCCUCCGAGCACAUGAAAGAAGUCACACAGGAGAGAAACCCUAUGUGUGUAAGCAAUGUGGGAAAGCCUAUACUUCUUACAGUACCCUUCGAGCACAUGAAAGAAGUCACACAGGAGAGAAACCCUAUGUGUGUAAACAAUGUGGGAAAGCAUUCACUCAAUCCAGCUACCUUCGAAUACAUAAAAGAACUCACACAGGAGAGAAACCGUACAUCUGUAAGCAAUGUGGAAAACCCUUUGCUCGUUCUAGCCACCUGCAAAUACAUAAAAGAAGUCAUACAGGAGAAAAACCCUAUGUGUGUAAGCAGUGUGGGAAAGCCUUUGCUCAAUCCAGUUACCUUCACAUACAUCAAAGAAGUCACACUGGAGAAAAACCUUACUUAUGUAAACAGUGUGGGAAAGCCUUCACUCGUUCUAGCCACCUGCAAAUACAUAAAAUAACUCAUACUGGAGAGAAACCCUACUCAUGUAAGCUAUGUGGGAAAGCCUUUACUCAUUCUAAUUACCUACAGAUACAUAAAAGAAUUCACACAGGAGAAAAACCUUAUGUGUGUAAGGAGUGUGGGAAAGCUUUUGCUCGCUCCACUUCCCUUCACAUACAUGAAGGAACUCACAGUGGAGAGAAACCUUAUGUAUGCAAGCAAUGUGGGAAAGCCUUCACUUUGUCCAGUUCCCUUCGAAGGCAUGAUUUAGUUCACUCAGAAGAGAAACCCUAUAUUUGUAAGUGUUGUGGGAAAACGUUUGGUUGUUAUAGUAGCGUUCAGAAACAUGAAAAGACUCAUAGAGAAGAACAGACUCUGUUAGUGUAAUAAAUGUGGGGAAAUGCAGUUGCUCUGAUUCCUUUCAAAUACAUGACAUAGCUGACACUGGAAAGAAACUGGAGGUUUGUAUCCAUUAUGGGGUGCUUUCAUUGACCCUAGUUUUUUUGUUGUUGUUUUGCUUUGCUUUGCUUUGUUUUUAAUACCAUGAAAGGAUUCACACUGGAGAAAAACUUCUAGAUAUAAUACAGAAAAAUGUUCACUUAUUCUGCUUCUUUAACAAACAUGGAGAAAUUUAAACUGGAGAGGCAUCCUAAAUAUAAAAUACGGAAACACUGUAUUAUCACUUGACUUUCUAAAAUUCAUGAAAAUGCAUAAUCCAUAGCACGAGGGAAUGUUAUCCAUCCCUUUGCAAAUGCAAAAUAACAAUAUGGAGAGAAAACCCUUGACUAAAAAUGAUAUACCAAAAAUAGAAUCUUCAGAUGGCCCACAUGCAGCAAUGCACAUAGAAUCAGAAGAUUAAAUAUGAAAAACAGCAGUUUUCUGUUUUCCUCUGAGAUGGCAUAUACCUAUAAUUACAGUACUUGGGAAGGUCAAAACUAAAGAUCAAGAGUUUUGAGUUUCACUGGGCUAUAUUGUCUAUCUGAUUUAAAAAACAUUUUGUUUGUUAAAUUUUUCUUUAUUCUUAAUAAUUUCAUUCAUAUCUACAAUGAAUUCUGAGCAUAUUACUCCAUUUUUUUCCCUCUAACCCACUAAAUCCAGUUACUGCUGCUCAUGUGUGCAUGAGCAUAGCCACUUCCUCAGAAGCUGUCAACUGUCAAUAGCUCCUUAGGGGUAAAGGUUGGAGAUCAUCUACCCAAUCAAUGCUAGAAUUUUGACUGUCUUAACCCUAUGCAGGUAACCACAAACACAUGUGAAAUCAUGAAUAUAAUAGCCAUAUAAUGAACAAAAGACUGCAAUUCACAUCCUCUGACUUGUAUUCUUUCUACCUCCUAGAAAAAUGUUUUUAAUAAAGUUUGAUUGUUGUCUUGGUUA
This is a messenger RNA of Arvicanthis niloticus (Nile rat), 2787 nucleotides long. RefSeq lists its product as uncharacterized. Gene Ontology annotation, biological process: regulation of transcription by RNA polymerase II. Lineage: Eukaryota; Metazoa; Chordata; Mammalia; Rodentia; Muridae. The record is from RefSeq and is a predicted model, not a curated record. Gene Ontology annotation, cellular component: nucleus. Gene Ontology annotation, molecular function: DNA-binding transcription activator activity, RNA polymerase II-specific; RNA polymerase II cis-regulatory region sequence-specific DNA binding.